UUAUUAUUAUUAUUACUAUCAUGUUCAUGGAUUCUCAAGUGUUGCUAGGUGUUGCACUUUCAUCUGUGGGUGGUUUCAGCACUUCCAUCGGUGCACUUUUCGUAAUCCUUAGUAAAGCUCCAAGUUUGAAGGUGCUUGGACUGUUGCAGGGUUUUGCUGCUGGUUUGAUGCUGAGUAUAUCAUUCUUUGAUCUCACUCAUAAUGCCUUGAACUCACUUGGCUUCCUAAGAGGGAACCUUUGGUUCUUUGCUGGUGUCAUAUUCUUUGCUGUUGUUGCCAAAUUCAUACCAGAACCAGAACCUGCUCCUCCCAUUUCAAAUGAGAAGCGCACGAAGAAACAUGAAGGAGACAAAGGCAUUAUGAAAAGGCGUCGCCGUCAAGUUUUACUCAGUGGUGUUAUCACAGCCAUAGGUAUAAGUCUGCAUAAUUUUCCAGAAGGAAUGGCAGUAUACCUUGGAUCCAUGAAGGGAGUUCGUGUUGGUCUUAACCUUGCCCUGGCCAUUGCACUGCACAACAUCCCAGAGGGUGUUGCUGUUGCACUUCCCGUGUAUUUUGCGACAGAAAGUAAAUGGGAGGCAUUCAAAUUGGCAUCACUAUCCGGCUUUGCUGAGCCACUGGGUGUGGUAAUUGUAGCCUGUUUAUUCCCUACCAGCCUAAAUCCUGAGAUUCUUGAGGGUAUUCUUGGAGCAGUUGGUGGAGUCAUGGCUUUUCUAACCCUUCACGAAAUGAUACCACUGGCUUUUGAGUAUGCAGGACAAAAACAAUCUGUUAAGGCCGUCUUUUGUGGCAUGGCUUUCAUGUCUGCAAGCUUGUAUUUUCUACGUAUGAGCUUACCAGAGGACAUGUAACUGGGAACAAUCUCUUUCUUUUCUUAAUGAGUUGCAUUUCAGAGUAUCAUUAUUCACUGUCUUCUUGCUGCUGUAAUCAGCAAGAUGGCUUCUGAGACGAGACUCGAAAAUUUCCAGUAACAUUAAUGUAGAGCAGGAAGAUAUAGCAGUUGAACAUGAAGCAGGUAGGAGCCAUUCAUCUGUAAUGAUGGUUCCCCUCUAUAGAUAUAUGUACAAACAAAAGCAACUUGCAAUUAAUGUUCUUCUGUUAUCUUAACUGGUGUUCUUUAUUUA
Molecule: messenger RNA, 1121 nt
Organism: Vigna unguiculata (cowpea)
Lineage: Eukaryota; Viridiplantae; Streptophyta; Magnoliopsida; Fabales; Fabaceae
Product: zinc transporter ZTP29-like
Biological process (GO): zinc ion transmembrane transport
Cellular component (GO): membrane
Molecular function (GO): zinc ion transmembrane transporter activity
Source: RefSeq, a predicted model, not a curated record